This is a messenger RNA of Galleria mellonella (greater wax moth), 944 nucleotides long. RefSeq lists its product as uncharacterized. The coding region runs from base 172 to 750 and encodes 192 amino acids. NCBI's taxonomy places the organism in Eukaryota, Metazoa, Arthropoda, Insecta, Lepidoptera, Pyralidae. The transcript is spliced from 5 exons. The record is from RefSeq and is a predicted model, not a curated record.
CAGAGCGAUAGACGCUUUAUUGUCGUUAUAAUACAGUGUAUUAACGUGAUAAAUACAAAAAUACUACACCCACGCGUCGAUAAGGUCAACAUUGAUAGUUCCCGACCUCCGUCCAAUGACAUCGUCACAUUGAUGUUAGCGACGGAACGGAAUACUCAAAAUUCAUAAUAAAUGUUUAAAACCGCUAUAUUAUUUGCUGUCACAGUUGUGACAUGCCAUGGAAAUGGCCUCACGCGACAGAUCUCAUGUGGAUUAAUUCCAAAAAACCUCCUGAGGUGCAUUGGCGAUCCGCAGAUAGUGGACAGAAUUCUUACUACGGAAUGCAGCAACAAAGACAAUGAAUGCGAUACGACCGUCUGUGUGUUCAGAAAUCAAGGCUGGCUUGAGGGUAACGCCACCGAUGGCAGUUUUAAAGUAGACAAGAAGAAAGUCUCAGAUUACUUCGACAAGUACGCGAAGGAUCACGAGGUGUGGUCAGCUGCGGUCCAAGCAUUGAAGACUGACUGCCUCGGGCAAGAUCUUCAGACCCAAGGACCGUAUUUAAACUGCGCGGCCUAUGAUGUCCUGCAUUGCAUUUGGAAAAACUUUGUUUGGAACACACCCGCUUCCCAGUGGUCGAGCAACUCCGAGUGCAUCACCACCAAACAGGUAGUGGAGGCGUGCCCUCUCUGUCCGAACAACUGUUUUGCCACCGCGAUCCCCAUCGGUUCCUGCAACGCAUGUUAUUUGCAACCCAAACGAAAAUCUUAACUCUCCGAAUAGGUUUUCUCGAGUUUUAAAGAAUAUUUUUGUUGGAUGUUGGAUUGUUUUCAUAAUAAAAAAAGCUUCGAUUCUGAGAAUAGAUAUAAUAAAUUCUGAUAUUGUUAAUUAAAUUAAUUUGUUUGGAGUAUUGUAAUUUUUUUUUCUGUUGUAUAUUUUGGUCAAUAAACGAUAUCAAUCAACCA